UACCUUACACAAGAGAUCUUACCUGAAUAGGUACAUAACAAGAACCCCUAAAUGGUAUUGUACUGUAUUGUACAAUACAACAGAACAAAGAUCGGCAUCGGCCGCAGACCGUAGCAGAUAAGGACCCUUAUCAACUCCAUUCUCAGCACUGACGUCGAUGUUCCCGGGCUCGUGACUCCGACAUAUCAAAAAUCAAAUCUUUUAUUAUUUCGUCUUCAAACCCUGGUUAUGACUCCAACUGCUCCAACAUACAACUAUUCUACACUCCUGCUCACCGCUCGACACCACACAAUGCCGCCAUGAAGAGCAUAUAUAGGCCGUUGCGGUGUUUUCACGCACCCAAGGCCUCGAUUGCGAGUUCCAGACGCAACGUCCUUGGAUCGUGUUUUUAUUCGUCACAUGCUACUAGCAGCUCGUCGCCUCUGUUGUCGAACGAUGAGAAAUGGUCCCAUCCCCCAAGCACCGCGACGGUGACCGACGACGAGAUUGCAGAUCUCGCCAACAAGAAGCAACACCCAUUGAGUCUUGCUGAUUUGGUCAAACAUGGUCGGCCACCUCUCUCAGCAGAGGCCCUUUUCUCGUCGGCCAACUUCACUCUUUCCCUACUGCCUAUUCGACUAGCCCAUCGCAUCCAGGCAUUGCGAAACCUACCCUUCAUCGUGGUCUCGAACCCCAACAUCAGCAGGAUCUACCACAACUACUUGCAUUCAUUAUCGACUCUCCUACCUUGGAAACACCAUACUAUCAACAACCUAGAUGCCGAAAUCCUAUUCACCUCAGUUCUUGCCGAGCUAGUCCACACCCACCAAGAUACCAUUCCUAUCCUAGCUAAGGGCUUCCUCGAAUGCCGGCGGUACAUUUCUCCCCAGGAGGUUACGCGUUUUUUGGAUACUCACCUGCGCACCCGUAUCGGCACCCGUCUCAUCGCCGAGCAGCACAUUGCCUUGCACUACAGCAGCCUUCCACACUUCGACCCUUCUGCCUCGCCAACCCCGUGCCCCGAGCAUCCUUCCUACAUUGGCGUUAUUGAUACCGCCCUCUCGCCCUCCGCCGUUGUAGACUCGUGCGCCGGCUUCGUGGCCGACAUCUGCGAGUUGAAGUAUGGCGUGCGACCACACUGGGUGAUCGACGGCGAACCCUCGACCACUUUCGCCUUCGUGCCCAUGCAUCUGGAGUACAUCGUGACGGAGCUGCUAAAAAAUGCGUUCCGCGCCACCGUAGAGAGCGGUCGCAACCGCGAGCCCGUCGUCAUAACUAUCGCUCCAGAACCACCUGACGCCGGCGGACCCCGCGUAACCCUCGACCCCCCUGCCGGCAACAAGGGCGCUUUCAAGAGCGACGCCAUCAUGCCGCUCGACGACAACGCGCCGGGAGUUACCAUCCGCAUCCGCGAUCGCGGCGGUGGCAUUGCCCCUGAUGUCUUACCAAAUAUCUGGAGUUAUAGCUUUACUACCUUCAUGGAGGAAGAUAUUUCGGGUGGCAACGGGAACGGGGGUACUGGUAACGAUGCGUUAAGCGUGAUAUCCGCAUCCGGGGGUAACGGGAGCUCCAUCGCCGGUCUGGGCUACGGACUUCCGCUUAGCCGCGCUUACGCGGAGUACUUUGGCGGCGGCAUAGCUGUUCAGAGUCUGUACGGCUGGGGAACCGACGUCUACUUGCGGCUGAAGGGCGUCGGCAAGAUUGAUACUAUAAGUCCAUAAGGCGUAUAGUUUUACGAUGGAUUAAAAGACAA
This is a messenger RNA of Daldinia vernicosa, 1732 nucleotides long. Its product is annotated as alpha-ketoacid dehydrogenase kinase. The record is from RefSeq and is a predicted model, not a curated record. Gene Ontology annotation, biological process: protein phosphorylation; regulation of glucose metabolic process. The transcript has 2 exons. Gene Ontology annotation, molecular function: pyruvate dehydrogenase (acetyl-transferring) kinase activity. Gene Ontology annotation, cellular component: mitochondrion. NCBI's taxonomy places the organism in Eukaryota, Fungi, Ascomycota, Sordariomycetes, Xylariales, Hypoxylaceae. The coding region runs from base 300 to 1700 and encodes 466 amino acids.